CAGGACAGGUGCGUUUUAUUUUGCUCACUGUACCGUAAAUGAAUUUAUCAUAAACACAGGGACAACUGAAUCAAAUGUAAAAUGACUGUAAAAUAAUUCAAUGAUAGCAAACUCUCGAAUCUGCUUCUGUGGCGUGAGAAAAAAUGUUUGAGUGUGGGCUUCCGUCAGGAUCUGUCGUCGGGGAAAAGUUCGUAAUUCGUUCGGAGACUGUUAUAUUCACCGAAAUAUAAGGCUCAAAGCGUUUCGUGACGAUUCUUGUUUUGUUUUGUGUUAUUAUUUAAAGUGCAUCUAAGGUUUUUUUGAUCCCGCGAGUCAACACUUCAAUAUGCCGUGCGUGAAGCUGACCUAGCGGCCAUAGAGACAGUUAUAUUCAGGAAGUCUUUGUGAAGUAACCAAACUUCUUGGGGCGUGAGGGACUGAGGAGAGUCGCGUGCUUCGUCGCUGGAAGUGGAUCGGUCGCGUUCAUCUCGUGUUCCCGACGGAUCGUGACAGGACUCGUGAGUUGGUGAAGGACGAUGGCGUCUGUUAAAAGCUGCUCUUGGACCAACUGAUGGAGCUGGCAGAAGAUGAACUGAAGAAAUUUCAUUGGCAUUUAGUGAAUUUUUAUCAAAAGUGCAUAUCAAAGUCUGAAUUGAAAAAUGCAGAUAGAUGUGACACAGUAGAUAAGAUGGUGAUGUGUUUUGGACCAGAUGAAGCUGUGAAGGUCAUGGUAGACGUCCUGAGAAAGAUAAACCAAAAUGAUCUGGCUGAACAGUUGCAGAAUGAACACAAGCAAGCUCAGACUGAGGACAAUAUGAAGACAUCUGUCUCUGUUAGAGAGCUCCAAAAUGUCUUGAAAACUCACAAAAACAACAUGAAGAUGAAGACAAAAUACAUUUUUGAGGGCAACAAAGAAACUGACACAGAUCUGAAAGCUGUUUACACAGAUCUGUUCAUCACAGAGGGAGAUAUGAAAGAUGUAAAUCAGGAACAUGAGAUUCUGAAGAUUGAUGAUGCUUUCAAGAGCAAAAAAACACUGAACAAACCAAUCAAAUGCAAUGAUAUAUUUACUGAACUGAGGAAAAACAAUGAGUUAAAGAUUGUGUUGACCAAAGGAGUCGCUGGCAUUGGAAAAACUGUGUUUGUGCACAAGUUCAUCCUGGACUGGGUAGAAGGAGAAUCUAAUCAGGAUAUAGACUGUGUGUUCCUGCUUCCAUUCAGAGAGAUCAAUGUGAUUAAAGAAAGAGAGGUCAGUCUCCAUGAGUUUCUGCUGAAAUUUAAUCCUGAAUUGAUGUUCCUGGAGAAAUCAAAGUUAUAUACAGAAUAUAAACUUGUGUUUAUUUUUGAUGGACUUGAUGAGAGUCGACUGCCUUUGAAUUUUGAAAGUGAUACAUUGAACACUGUUGAGGAAAGAUCAUCUGUAGAUGUGCUGUUUACAAGUCUGGUCAAAGGUAAACUGCUUCCAUCAGCUCUUGUCUGGGUCACAUCACGACCGGCAGCAGCCAAUCAGAUCCCUCCUCAGUAUGUAGGAUUGUUCACAGAAGUGCAAGGAUUCACUGACCUACAGAAGGAGGAGUACUUCAGAAAGAGAUUCACAGAUCAGAGUCUGUCCUCCAGAAUCAUCUCCCACAUUAAGACGUCUCGUAGUCUCUACAUCAUGUGCCACAUUCCUGUGUUCUGCUGGAUCACAGCCACAGUACUUCAGGAUAUUCUCACUGAGAACAAUGAAGAGAACAUCAGCACAACACUCACUGAAAUGUACAUUCACUUCCUGAGGAUACAGAUGAACAUGAAGAGUCAGAAAUAUGGCAAACAACAAGACGGAGAAUGUUCAGAGCACUUACUUUUAAAUAGAGAGAUGAUUCUGAAGUUAGCCAAGCUAGCGUUUGAACAGCUGAAGCAGGAAAACAUUGUGUUCUAUGAGAAAGAUCUGAAAGCAUGUGGUAUUGAUGUGAGUAAAGAUGCUGAGUUCACAGGAAUGAUCGCUCAGAUCUUUAAGAAGGAAGUUGGACUUUAUAAGAGAAAGGUCUUCUGCUUUGUGCAUCUGAGCGUUCAAGAGUUCCUCGCUGCAGUGCAUGUGUUCACCUGUUACCUGAAAAAAAACAAGCAAGAGCUUAUGUUUUUCUUUGAGAAAUUCACAAACUAA
Messenger RNA from Puntigrus tetrazona (Sumatra barb), 2125 nucleotides. RefSeq names its product NLR family CARD domain-containing protein 3-like. The record is from RefSeq and is a predicted model, not a curated record. The transcript has 4 exons. Lineage: Eukaryota; Metazoa; Chordata; Actinopteri; Cypriniformes; Cyprinidae. Bases 551 to 2125 code for a protein of 524 amino acids.